GGAAUAGUUAAAUGACAUUUGUGCCCCUGCUUAAUUUGUUGCCCUCUUAAUUAUGUUCAGUAAUGAACAGUAUAAUGGCAUUUUUGCCCUAAUGCACAGCGACAUAACUCUUUUGCCUGACCGCUUCUUUUUGGAGAAACCAAAGCCGCUUCAUCGAAAAGAAUUGAGAGAGAGAGGCCUCAGAGAUCAUAGUCGUCUUCUCAAACUAUCUCCCCGUCUCUUUCCAUUUCUCUCCGCCGCCGCCGCCGUCAUAAUCACAAGCACCGACUCUCCGCCACCGUCUCCGACGGACGAUUCUGAUGCCUCACCCGUUGGGUCUCCCGAUCGCGCCUCCUCUGAGAUUCAACGACAGCCGUCCGACGAUGACAUGAUCAAUCGCCUGGGACCAGCGGUCUCUCUGAGGAUCUGAAACAAAAAAUUAUUAAGUAGGCAAGUUCUCUCUGUCUCUCUCUAUUUGAGCAUGUGGAUAAUGAACCCUAGGAGCUUAAUAUAUGUUUGUCUCUCACUAAAAAAAAUAUAUCCCAAUCCAAUGUAAGCAAAGAAAAGAAUGGUUUUAUUCCAAAACGACAUGAAAACCCAUCUCUCUUUUACCAACAAAACAAAACCCCAAAAUUUUGACCGCAAAUUAAUCAGACUUUCCUGAGACUCUCCCCAUCUUGGACGUCAACGGUCGACCCAUCGACCCAUCAGUUUUCACUUGUCAAACCCAAGACGAGCCAUUCAUUCUCGCACCUUUCACUUCUGCUUCUGUGUAAGGGACGAGAGAGAGAGAAGAAGAAUGAAUAAGGGGGGAGGUGCAGCGUCAGGUGGCGGAUUGGGAGGUGGGGGAAGUGGGCCCACUGCGGCUGCGGCGGCAGCAGCAGCUCAGAAGCAGAAGGCGUUGCUGCAGAGAGUGGAGACGGACAUCGCCAACAUCGUCGACAAUUUCAGCUCCCUCGUCAACGUCUCCAGGGUGAACGAUCCUCCUGUUAGAAACUCUCAAGAAGCUUUCAUGAUGGAGAUGCGUGCAGCUAGAAUGGUUCAGGCAGCUGAUUCUCUGCUCAAGUUGGUGUCAGAACUGAAGCAGACGGCAAUUUUUUCGGGAUUUGCCUCCCUUAAUGACCAUGUAGAGCAAAGAAUAGUGGAGUUCAACCAGCAGGCUGAGAAGACCGACCAGAUGUUGGCUAGAAUCGGAGAGGAGGCAGCUGCUAGCCUCAAGGAGCUUGAAUCCCAUUACUAUUCUUCUGCACUGAGGACUAGUGAAAACUUGCAGCCAUGAACUUGACAAUAAUUUAAACUAGACAUUAGUUUGGUGAUUGUUUCUUGAAUCAUGUAUACACAGGCAGAAACAAUGUACUUGUACGAUGCAAACAGAUUUUCACUCUUAAAAUAUCUUUUAUUUUCGCC
Molecule: messenger RNA, 1386 nt
Organism: Prunus mume (Japanese apricot)
Lineage: Eukaryota; Viridiplantae; Streptophyta; Magnoliopsida; Rosales; Rosaceae
Product: mediator of RNA polymerase II transcription subunit 22a-like
Biological process (GO): regulation of transcription by RNA polymerase II
Cellular component (GO): mediator complex
Molecular function (GO): transcription coregulator activity
Source: RefSeq, a predicted model, not a curated record